GUAUCACGUAAGGACAACACUUGCCUAACGGAUUCUGUAUCUUGUUUUGAUUUUUUUAUGUCGGUGUAAGUAACCGAACAUAUAUAAAAAUUUAUAAACUUCCUUUGAGCGGUGACGACCUAACGAACGAAGAACGGCGGCGUGCGGUGUGUCUUGAAGGAUAUUAAUUCCUGUCAAUAAGGAAUAUAUUAAAACCCACAAGGAUAAAUCGUGUAUAGAGUAGUGAAUAUAUCUACGUACGAGUAUAUACAAAAACGAUUAAAAAAAAGAAACGACGAGAAAGAGAAAUUAUAAUUUUCAUUUAGCCAUAUUUCCGGUGUGCAAGAGAAAAAGUAGAAAAUGAAUAAUAAAAUAAAGAUGGUGCGUGUAAGGAUGUGGUUAAUUUAAUGGCUUUCUGAAAAAACGAUUAAACCAAUUAUUAUUGUGUAGGUAGUGUUGUUUUUUUUCCUCUUGCUGUUAUUCCUCCUAUUAGGGAUUAUCCCUAUAAAUUACCUCGAGAAAAUUAGAAGGCAACAAAAAAACCACACAUAUCAAAUAAAAAUACAAAAAAUAAAAUAAAAAUACUGAUACCAAUAUCAACUUUUGAAAAAUAAUUUAUUCGGUUCUAUUUCCGGUUGAAUAUUAAAUGUACAAGCAACCCCAUUUUGUUUUUGUUUUUCUACUUUUCAUUUUUUGCGAUUUCGUAUUCGUCCAUUCUGAAAGUUCAUAAUCACAACAACUUGCUCAAGAGUGCGCCUUGAUAGAAAGUAAAAAAGGAUAUACGAGACAACAAUCUUAUGAAUAGUUCAUAAUAUGGAAUAUGUGUAUUAAGGAUGAAAAAAAUUGUAAGAAAUAUUCUCAUGUGUGUUCGAGGGUGUGUGUGUGUGAAUUGUGAAACAACGAAACAACGUUCGUGAUAUGCAAUAAAGAUUAUUGUUAAGUGGAAACUUCUUCUUUGUGGAUGGCUAAAAACGAUAAAGGGAGGUAGAGAACGGAACGGAUAUAUGUACGCAUUAUGUUUGUAAAUGUGAUUGUGUUAAUAAAAUAUUAAUGAAAAAAAAAUUUCGUACCCUUAAAUGCAUGGUAUGAAGGAAUCACAAUCAUAAGAUCUGGUUGUUACGAGUAAAGUUUUGUUUUGUGAACAAAAUAGAAAGCAAAAACAAUAAGGAGUGAAAGAGGAUUUUGCGAGGAGGAAAAAGUGGAGAGAAGCAAGGGAAAGAGAUUUAUAGGGAUUGAAAAAAGUCCAUCAACAAUAAGGUAAAAUCAACUCAGAUUGGAAGCUUCAUGAGACUCUCACAACAUGUGACAUCUCUCUGCGCGAGUGAUUUCUAAAUGAAGAAAAAAGUCCGAAAAGAAAGACCGGAUAUUUGUGCUAUUUCACUUCUGAGAUAUAUUGAAUCCAUUAUCAGAAUUUAAGGCAAACUAAUAAAAAUCAAAAAAGAAGUAACAAAAGUAAAAUACAGAAAAUUCAUUGUGGACAUAAUUUAUCCGCCCAACAGAAUAAGAAGAAGGACUUGAAAAAUAAAAGAGGAAAAUACAAAGAUAAAAAUGAAAAAGAAGGAAAAUAGCAUCAUGAAUUUACAGGACUGUCAUUUGGUUCAUUUGUUCCUUGCAGCUGCAAUUUAUCCUUUAGCAUGGACCGUACCUAUGCUGACAUGUUCUCCACCCUUGAUCUAUCAAAGCACUAUCCACGCCCAAUUUCGUCAACAUCGUCAUCAUCAACUCAUACAACAGGUUCAAUUUUACAAGAACAAUUGAGCAUCAAUGUCACUUCACAAUUGGGUACGCAUGCAUACCUACCCUGCAAAGUGCAACAGCUCGGAAAUAAACCAGUUUCCUGGAUUCGUGUACGAGAUGGCCAUAUCCUUACGGUUGACAGAGCUGUCUUCAUUGCUGACCAGAGAUUUGUUGUCCUAAAUCAACCGAAUAAAUUUUGGACAUUGCAGAUUAAGUACGUUCAAGCAAGGGAUGCUGGUGCAUAUGAGUGUCAAGUGUCGACAGAACCAAAAGUUAGUGCAAAAGUUUAUCUCGACGUUGUGGUUCCUCGAACCGAAAUUUCCGGAGAACCAGAUCGCUAUGUCAAAGCCGGCAGUAUUGUUGUCCUACGCUGCUUAUCCGGGGUGCUCUAGAACCCGCCAACAUUCAUCAUGUGGUAUCAUGGAUCGGAGCAAUUAAUGGGCGAUUCCAACCGACAUCGAAUGCAAAUCGAUAGAAAUUUUCCAGAAGUUGAGGGUUCAUUGAGUACGGUGAGUAUUUUACCACCAUUAACUCUUUUUCUCA
Messenger RNA from Eupeodes corollae, 2259 nucleotides. RefSeq names its product zwei Ig domain protein zig-8-like. Bases 1614 to 2108 code for a protein of 164 amino acids. Gene Ontology annotation, cellular component: neuron projection membrane. The record is from RefSeq and is a predicted model, not a curated record. Gene Ontology annotation, biological process: synapse organization. NCBI's taxonomy places the organism in Eukaryota, Metazoa, Arthropoda, Insecta, Diptera, Syrphidae. The transcript has 6 exons.